UUUUUUUUUCUUUUUUUUUUUUGUAUUAUUAUGUUCAAAUUAGUCACCGCCAAACCUUUGGCUAAUAUCGCCGCUCGUCAUACUGGUGUCAAGGCUAUCCGUGCACCUAUUGCCAACCAAUUCUAUCGUUUCUACAGUGCUCCUGCUGAUUCUGAAUAUGAUGUUGUUGUCAUUGGUGGUGGCCCAGGUGGUUAUCCUGCUGCUAUCAAAGCUGCUCAACAAGGUCUCAAGGUUGCUUGUAUUGAAAAGCGUGGUACUCUUGGUGGUACCUGUUUGAAUGUCGGAUGUAUUCCUUCCAAGGCCAUGUUAAACAACUCUCAUAUUUAUCAUGAAGCUAAACAUAGUUUGAAAAGCCGUGGUAUUGAUGUUAGCGAUGUACAAUUGAACUUGGACAACAUGCACAAGGCUCGUGUCAAGGCUGUGAAUGGAUUGACCAAGGGUGUUGAAUUCUUAUUCAAGAAAUACAAGGUCGAUUACUUGAAGGGUACCGGUUCUUUCAAAUCAACCACUGAAGUGAAUGUUGAUGGUUUAGAUGGUACUCAAUCUACUUUGAAAGCCAAGAACAUUAUCAUUGCUACUGGUUCCGAAGUCACUCCUAUCCCUGGUAUUGAAAUUGAUGAAAAGAAGAUCGUAUCCUCCACUGGUGCCCUUGAAUUGACCAAGGUCCCCAAGAAGAUGGUUGUCAUUGGUGCUGGUGUCAUUGGUCUUGAAUUAGGUUCUGUUUGGUCUCGUCUUGGUGCUGAAGUUACCGUUGUUGAAUACUUGGAUGCCAUUGGUGCCGGUAUGGAUCCCGAAAUGGCCAAGACUUUCCAUCGUCUUUUGUCCAAGCAAGGUCUCAAGUUCAAGAUGUCUACAAAGGUGAAUGGUGCCAAGAUUGAAGGUGAUAUUGUCAAGGUCGAUGUGGAAGCUUCCAAGGGUGGCAAGGCUGAAACUUUGGAAGCUGAUGCUGUAUUGGUAUCCAUUGGUCGUCGUCCUUAUACUAAGGGUCUUGGAUUGGAAAAUGCUGGUGUGGAAGUGGAUAACCGAGGACGUGUAGUGAUUGAUAGUGAAUACAAGACCAACGUUCCCAACAUUCGUUGUAUUGGUGAUGUUACUUUUGGUCCCAUGUUGGCUCACAAGGCUGAAGAUGAAGGUUUCGCUGUGUCUGAAAUGAUCGGUACCGGUUAUGGUCAUGUCAACUAUGAUGCUGUUCCCUCUGUUAUCUAUACUCACCCUGAAGUUGCCUGGGUUGGUAAGAAUGAAGCUGAAUUGAAGAGUGAAGGUGUCAAAUACAAGACUGGUAGCUUCCCCUUCGUUGCCAACUCUCGUGCUCGUACUAAUGAUGAUAUGGAUGGUUCCGUCAAGGUGAUUGCUGAUGCUGAAACUGAUCGUAUUUUGGGUGUUCACAUCAUUGGUCCUAAUGCUGGUGAAAUGAUUGCCGAAGGUGUUCUUGCCAUGGAAUACGGUGCUUCUGCUGAAGAUGUUGGACGAACUAUGCAUGCCCAUCCUACUCUCUCUGAAGCCAUGCGUGAAGCUGCUUUGAUUGCCUCCACUGGUAACGCCAUCAACUUUUAGAUGUAGUUUAGAGUUUUCUCUUUUCAUUUAGUAUUUAUUCAUUUUAUAUAUAUAUAAUAAAGACAGAUUUUUUAUCCUUUUA
Molecule: messenger RNA, 1636 nt
Organism: Halteromyces radiatus
Lineage: Eukaryota; Fungi; Mucoromycota; Mucoromycetes; Mucorales; Cunninghamellaceae
Product: dihydrolipoyl dehydrogenase
Exons: 8
Coding region: 31-1554 (507 amino acids)
Cellular component (GO): oxoglutarate dehydrogenase complex; mitochondrion
Molecular function (GO): flavin adenine dinucleotide binding; dihydrolipoyl dehydrogenase (NADH) activity
Source: RefSeq, a predicted model, not a curated record